This is a messenger RNA of Caretta caretta (loggerhead turtle), 1083 nucleotides long. RefSeq names its product olfactory receptor 52P1-like. Lineage: Eukaryota; Metazoa; Chordata; Testudines; Cheloniidae. Gene Ontology annotation, molecular function: olfactory receptor activity; G protein-coupled receptor activity. Gene Ontology annotation, cellular component: plasma membrane. Gene Ontology annotation, biological process: G protein-coupled receptor signaling pathway. The record is from RefSeq and is a predicted model, not a curated record.
AUGGCAGCUUUAAACUUCACCCACUCUGAUGCUUCAACUUUCAUCCUAACGGGCAUCCCUGGCCUGGAGGCUGCCCACAUCUGGAUUUCCAUCCCUUUCUUUACAUUCUACACUGUCAGCCUGUUGGGAAAUGUCAUGCUUCUGUCUGUCGUAGGUAAGGAACAGACUCUGCAGAAGCUGAUGUACCUUCUGCUCUGCAUACUGGCACUUACAGAUAUUGCCACACGUACCUUUGUCAUGCCAAAGGCACUGGGCAUAUUUUGGUUCGAUUUGAAAGGCAUUACUGUGGCUGGCUGCCUCACCCAGAUGUUCUUCCUCCACACGGUUUCUGUUAUGCACUCAGCCACCCUCGUGACAAUGGCCUUUGAUUACUAUGUUGCCAUACGUAACCCUCUGAGAUAUGCCACCAUCCUCAGCAAUACACAAACAGCUAAGCUAGGGCUUGUAGGUUUGAUAGGAGCUGUUCUCUUCAUUCUGCCCCUGCUCCUGAGUCAGCAGCCAUUCUGUGCCAACCGCAUUAUCCCACACAUGCAAUGCGAGUACCUAGCUGUGGAGAAGGUGGUGUGUGGGGACCUCACAGUCACCAGGAUAUACGGCUGGGUGCUAAUGUUUGUAAUCAAUGGGUUUGACCUGACGCUCAUUGCCCUGUCCUACGGUCUGAUCAAAAGGGCCAUCCUGAGAAUCUCCUCUAACAAAGCCCACCAGAAAGCCCUCAACACUUGCACAACCCACAUCUCUAAGAGGCUGACAUAUUAUAUUCCUGGACUCUUCUCCAGUCUCACAAACCAAUUUGGUCAAGGCAUCGCUCCCUAUGUUUGCAUCGUUUUGGCCGUCCUCAGAAUCUCCUCUAAGAAAGCCUACCAGAAAGCUUUCAACACCUGCACAGCCCACAUCUGUGUGAUGCUGACAUAUUAUACCCCUGGCCUCUUCUCCAGUCUCACACACCAGUUGGGUCAAGGCAUUGUUCCCCAUGUUUACAUCAUCUUGUCCGACCUCUAUCUCCUCAUCCCUCCCAUGCUCAACCCUAUCAUUUAUGGGGUCAAAACCAAAGAGCUUCAUGACAAAGUAGGCAAAUACACCUGA